Camponotus floridanus (Florida carpenter ant) is the source of this 1284-nucleotide messenger RNA. RefSeq names its product protein ARV1 (gene Arv1). Gene Ontology annotation, cellular component: cortical endoplasmic reticulum; Golgi apparatus. Lineage: Eukaryota; Metazoa; Arthropoda; Insecta; Hymenoptera; Formicidae. The record is from RefSeq and is a predicted model, not a curated record. Gene Ontology annotation, biological process: sterol metabolic process; intracellular sterol transport; sphingolipid metabolic process. The coding region runs from base 422 to 1147 and encodes 241 amino acids. The transcript has 4 exons.
GAACAAUGAAAAAAAAAAAAAAAAAAAUACGCAAUACCGCAUAUCCGCGUUUUUAGGCUCUUAGCGCUCGUUUCAUAAUUAUCAUGUUGUUAAUAUACAUAGAGCCGUAUUCUUUAUCAAUUUAUUUAGAACUACACGCCGAGCUAAAAACAUCGUGUUCUCAUUAUUUCCAUAGAUUAAUAAAAACGGACAGGAGAAGUGUCGGUGUGAGGCUGAAUAGCUCACAAGCUCAAGGUUGUCAGUGAUAAGAGCAGUCGCCGGCAAGCGAAAGACUCGGGUUCGAUUCCCGAUUCAGCGACUUCGCCCCGAUAUUUUUCCUGUCUACAUCUCUUCAGGGGGGUAAAGAGAGUGUUAUAGAAGUCUCAAACCAAGAGAAUCUAUAACUUGGCAUACACACCAAAUAAUACUUGAAAGUGUCUAAAUGUACAUUUGUAUAAAUUGUGGAGCUGAAUGCAAAGAGCUUUAUAGGCGAUACUGUCCUAGCGUUCUUAAAAUUUUAAAAUGUGAGAAGUGUGGCUUGUUAGCUGACAAAUACAUCGAGUACGAUCCUGUUAUAGUCUUUGUAGAUCUUAUUCUGAUAGAGAAGCCAGCUUACAGACAUCUCUUGUAUAACAGUAAUUUUAAAUCGUAUUGGAAAUUAAUUAUAAUAUUAUGGCUAGCCGAAUCACUCAGAAUUUGGUUUGCCUGCGAGAUAAGCAAGACAGAAUUAAAUGCAUCGGAAACAGAAUUGGUCUAUAACGAUGCGUCCCAAGAUUGUAAUUUUUACAGUGUGCUGCUACAUACAGCAUUUGCCUUUGCAGCAUUUAUUUGUGCAGUUAUUCUAAUAACCGAAUUAAAAUGGUUUAUCAUUGGUAAAAAACCAUACAAAUAUAGCAUAAAAGAUUUAAGUCGUGCUCUGAUAGUUGGAGGCUCUGGCCAAUUACUGGGAUUUUUGGGAAUAGUAUGGAGGCAUAUAGCUUCAGGCCAUUAUUACCUUCUUAUCCAAGGUUACACUGUUUUAUGUCUCUUCACUGCAUACUCUGUUGUCUGCAAGAGUGGAAAGGGAGGCUCUUUGAUUGGAUUAAUUGCUGGAAUUUUGCUGUAUAGUUACAUAUGCACUUCCAUUUCUAAAUUGCACCUAAAUAUUCCGAAUAUCACAUUAACAUGACAUAAAGUAUCUGAUAUAAAACCAGUUUUGAUAUUUAAGCAUCUUUGACAGGAAGAACACUCCAACCUAAUAUUAGUCUAUCAAAACCACAAGAAAAUAAAUUACACACAUUAUUAUCUUCCAACCAAGCAAUGGAA